CAAAUAGGUUAUUUCCUCAGUCAGUGAAAGGAAGAGGCCACUUCUGUGGAACACCUGGCUCUUUUGUCCCUCGGACCUCAUGAAUGGGCUGUUCCCAUUUUUGUUUAAUGGGGCCCAGCUUCCUGUGUGACAGUCUAAAAAAAAAAAGCUGUUUGAAAGAAGCUCAACAUGUCAGAAGAAUGGUGGAAAAAUACAGAAAUGAUGAGUCUUUACAAGCAUGUUUAGUCCUAUGGCUGCUGUUUUGUCAUAGCAACCCAUAUCAGAUUCAUUAUGCUGAAUAGUAUGUGACAAGAAACAUCAUUGAACUUAGAGUUCUUGUUAUCUGGUAAGUUAUGCACUUUUUUUUUAAACUGGGAAUUACAACAUAUUUAACUUGUAUUUGUCACGUGGUGUAUGAAAAACUUAACUGAGCACUAUAUUGAUGUGUUUUAAUGUAACUAUAAAGAUAGAUAGGUGUAUAUAUGUACAUGUGAAUACAUGUUUGUGUAUAUACAGUAUAUGCAUAAAUGUGUGCAUUUUUAGCAAGAUUUAUUUUUGAUUUAUUUUUGGGCUCAGUGUGUGCUUCAUAUCUUUGAGGGCUUGUAUGAUAUAUGUGUGUGAAGGAUGAGGUGUUUGAACAUUACACAAUCUUAAAACAUAUGGUAUUUGAUGAAAAUUAAGUACUUAUUUUUUAUUAUUUAGCCCUAUUGUUUUUUAAAAAAGAAAGUUUUUGUUGUUGGUGUUUGGCAUAAAAUAACAACACAAUUACCUUUUAAACAGGACAGUCCACGAAUGCAGCUGCUGCUACUGUAUCUGCUGGCUGCAGGCGUCACCUUUAUAGACUGCGACCAAGUCUUCAGGAUUACCCUGACUAACGACACAGAGGUACAAGCCCUCAAGAAAAUCCUGGAACUGAUUAAGAUGGACUUCUGGCAACCCAACAGUGCUUCUCUAAUCCAUCGCAAUGCCACAGUGGAUGUUCAUGUGAAGCGAAACGACACACAACGUCUGCAUGCUCGGCUAAAGCUGGAAAGGAUCAACUAUCGGAUGCUCAUCUCUGAUCUGCAGAAAGAAAUUGAAAAGCAGACAGGAUAUCGCUCCUCCCGUAAGCGGAGGUCAGAGUCUCAGUACGACUAUGAGGUUUACCACUCGCUGGAAGAGAUUCAGAACUGGAUGUUUGAAAUGAACAGAAGUCGCCCUGAACUGGUUACUAUGUUGUCUCUGGGGAAGUCAUAUGAGGGGAGACCGCUUUUUGUUCUUCAGCUAGGAAAAAGAAGCUGUUUGCAAAAGAAAUCUGUGUGGAUUGACUGCGGCGUUCACGCCAGAGAGUGGAUUGGACCUGCUUUCUGCCAGUGGUUUGUAAAAGAGGCACUGAGCUCAUACAAGUAUGAUUCUGUGAUGACACGACUACUCAACCAUCUUGAUUUCUUCAUCAUGCCCGUCUUCAAUGUGGAUGGGUAUCGCUUCAGCUGGAACACGGAUCGGUUCUGGAGGAAGACACGUUCCAAAAAUCACAAGUUCCACUGCAGGGGUGUGGAUGCCAACAGAAACUGGAAGGUGAAAUGGUGCGAUGAGGGCGCUUCCUCCCAUCCAUGUGAUGACACCUACUGUGGCCCUUUCCCUGAAUCUGAACCUGAAGUUAAAGCAGUUGCCAAGUUUCUACGGAAGCACAAGAGACACAUGAAGGCGUAUAUAUCCAUCCACGCCUAUGCGCAGAUGCUCCUUUAUCCGUACUCCUACAAAUAUGCCGCAAUUCCCAACUUUAACUGUGUGGAGUCAGCAGCUCAGAAUGCGGUGACGGCACUAUAUUCUGCAUAUGGAGUAAGGUACAGAUACGGACCUGCCGCCACAACACUGUAUGUUAGCUCUGGCAGCUCUAUUGACUGGGCCUACAAGAAUGGGAUUCCCUAUGCUUUUGCAUUUGAGCUAAGGGAUACGGGUCAUUUUGGUUUCCUCCUGCCAGAAUCACUGAUCAAACCCACCUGCGCUGAGACCUUGAAAGCUGUGAAAGCCAUUGCAUCAGGUCUGCUGAAGAAGUGUAACACAGACAGGAACAAAUUUUCAUAUAUAUGAACAAUAUUAUUGUUGAAUUUUCUACCACAAGUUAUUGGAGAUCUCAAAGACAUUAUACAAAUUAAUGUCAUUGAUUUGUUUCUAUUAUUUUUACAUUUAAGAAAUGAUUGUGGUGGCCUUAAGAGUGCCUGCAUAUAAAGUUAUUUUUCCUAGUAAAAUGGUAGGGAUGUGAGCACUUGACGAGCUAUGGUGGCACUUUAAGAAUAAAAUAAUAAGCAAUCUUUUGUAUUAAAAAAAUAAACAACUUGUUUGAUAACUCUU
Xiphophorus couchianus (Monterrey platyfish) is the source of this 2313-nucleotide messenger RNA. It is a transcript of the gene cpa6, whose product is annotated as carboxypeptidase A6. The record is from RefSeq and is a predicted model, not a curated record. Gene Ontology annotation, biological process: proteolysis. NCBI's taxonomy places the organism in Eukaryota, Metazoa, Chordata, Actinopteri, Cyprinodontiformes, Poeciliidae. The transcript has 11 exons. Gene Ontology annotation, molecular function: metallocarboxypeptidase activity; zinc ion binding. Bases 772 to 2052 code for a protein of 426 amino acids.